Messenger RNA from Eucalyptus grandis, 2944 nucleotides. Its product is annotated as ATPase 8, plasma membrane-type-like. Lineage: Eukaryota; Viridiplantae; Streptophyta; Magnoliopsida; Myrtales; Myrtaceae. Gene Ontology annotation, biological process: regulation of intracellular pH; proton export across plasma membrane. The record is from RefSeq and is a predicted model, not a curated record. Gene Ontology annotation, molecular function: ATP hydrolysis activity; ATP binding; P-type proton-exporting transporter activity. Gene Ontology annotation, cellular component: plasma membrane.
AUGGCCACCACUGACAUCUCCUUGGAGGAGCUCAAGAACGAGAAUGUCGACCUUGAGCGCAUUCCCGUCGACGAAGUCUUUGAGCAGCUGAAGUGCACCAAAGAUGGCUUGUCAAAUGAAGAAGGGGUGAAGAGGCUCCAGAUUUUCGGUCCCAACAAGCUUGAAGAGAAAAAGGAGAGCAAACUUCUCAAGUUUCUGGGUUUUAUGUGGAAUCCUUUGUCAUGGGUCAUGGAGUCAGCUGCUAUUAUGGCCAUUGCUCUAGCCAACGGAGGGGGGAAGCCGCCGGAUUGGCAAGACUUUCUUGGUAUUGUCGUGUUGCUCAUUAUCAACUCAACCAUUAGCUUCAUUGAAGAGAAUAAUGCAGGCAAUGCCGCGGCUGCUUUGAUGGCCGGUCUUGCCCCGAAAACCAAGGUGUUGAGAGAUAGCAAGUGGACCGAACAAGAGGCGGAAAUCCUUGUGCCGGGUGAUGUUAUUAGCAUCAAGCUGGGUGACAUCGUUCCAGCGGAUGCCCGCCUCUUGGAAGGAGAUCCCCUCAAGAUUGAUCAGGCCGCUCUCACAGGCGAGUCACUGCCGGUGACGAAGAACCCCGGUGACGAGGUGUUCUCUGGCUCCACUUGCAAGCAAGGUGAAAUCGAGGCUGUUGUCAUUGCCACUGGCGUCCACACCUUCUUUGGCAAGGCCGCCCAUCUUGUCGAUAGCACCAACCAAGUCGGUCACUUCCAAAAGGUGUUGACAGCAAUCGGUAACUUCUGCAUCUGCUCAAUCGCAGUUGGAAUGGUGGUUGAGAUUGUGGUCAUGUACGUGAUCCAGCACAGGAAGUACAGAGAGGGCAUUGACAACCUCCUUGUGCUUCUCAUCGGAGGUACAAUUGCCAUGCCCACUGUGCUGUCCGUGACCAUGGCCAUUGGAUCUCACCGCUUGUCCGAACAAGGCGCCAUCACCAAGAGGAUGACUGCGAUCGAAGAGAUGGCCGGGAUGGACGUGCUCUGCAGUGACAAGACUGGGACUCUUACCCUUAACAAGCUCACCGUCGAUAGGAACUUGAUUGAGGUCUUCACAAAUGACGUGGACAAGGAUGGUCUGCUGCUAUUGGCUGCUAGGGCAUCCAGGGUUGAGAAUCAAGAUGCUAUUGAUGCUUGCAUAGUUGGCAUGUUGGGUGACCCUAGAGAGGCAAGGGCAGGCCUCACAGAAGUGCAUUUCCUACCCUUCAAUCCCGUUGACAAGCGUACUGCAAUUACUUACAUCGAUGAGAGAGGCAACUGGCACCGUAGUAGCAAGGGCGCACCGGAGCAAAUAAUUGAUCUUUGUGGCCUCAAGGGCGAGCCAAGGAAAAGGGCCCAUGCCAUCAUUGACAAUUUCGCUGAGCGUGGCCUUCGUUCCUUGGGGGUUUCUCGACAAAUGGUUCCUGAGAAAACAAAGGAGAGUGAGGGCACACCAUGGGAGUUUGUGGGUCUCUUGCCUCUUUUCGACCCUCCAAGACAUGACAGUGCAGAAACAAUCCGGCGAGCCCUCGAGUUGGGCGUCAAUGUCAAGAUGAUCACUGGUGACCAACUUGCCAUUGGCAAAGAGACCGGUCGCAGACUUGGCAUGGGCACCAACAUGUAUCCAUCUUCAUCCCUCUUGGGUGAGGGCAAGGACGAGGCUAUUGCUUCGAUUCCCGUCGAUGAGCUCAUUGAGAAAGCUGAUGGAUUUGCUGGAGUCUUCCCUGAGCAUAAAUAUGAGAUUGUCAAGAAAUUGCAGGAGAGAAAUCACAUUUGUGGAAUGACUGGCGAUGGUGUCAACGAUGCCCCGGCUCUAAAGAAGGCAGAUAUAGGUAUUGCAGUUGCUGAUGCAACCGAUGCAGCCAGAAGUGCGUCAGACAUUGUCUUGACCGAGCCAGGACUAAGCGUGAUUAUCAGUGCUGUCUUGACGAGCAGGGCAAUAUUCCAGAGGAUGAAGAACUACACCAUCUAUGCGGUUUCCAUCACGAUCCGUAUUGUGUUGGGCUUCCUCCUUGUUGCUCUCAUAUGGAAGUUCGAUUUCUCACCCUUCAUGGUUCUCAUCAUUGCCAUAUUGAACGACGGGACUAUCAUGACCAUCUCCAAGGACAGAGUCAAGCCAUCUCCCGUCCCAGACUCAUGGAAGCUCAAGGAAAUCUUUGCCACAGGCGUCGUCCUCGGAGCAUACAUGGCCAUCAUGACCGUGGUCUUCUUUUGGCUUGUGCAUGAUACCGACUUUUUCACGAAAUCUUUCGGUGUGAGGCCUAUCAAAAAUAAUGUGGAUGAGCUCACUGCAGCUCUCUACCUACAAGUGAGCAUCAUAAGCCAAGCUCUUAUAUUUGUGACUCGCUCGCGAAGCUGGUCAUUCGUUGAACGGCCAGGACUCUUACUUGGAAUCGCCUUCAUUGCAGCCCAGCUGGUUGCCACGCUUAUUUCUGUUUACGCGAGCUGGGACUUCGCGAGGAUCCAUGGCACUGGGUGGGGAUGGGCUGGGGUGAUCUGGAUCUAUAGCAUUGUGACUUACUUCCCUCUUGACAUCCUCAAGUUCAUCAUCCGCUACAGCUUGAGUGGCAAGGCCUGGGACACCAUGUUGCAGAACAAGACCGCUUUCACUACCAAGAAGGAUUACGGCAAGGGCGAGAGGGAGGCGCAAUGGGCGAUAGCUCAACGUACUCUUCAUGGUCUCAAUCCUCCGGAGACUCUCUUCCAUGACAAUAGCACGGAGGAGUUGUCCGAGAUUGCUGAACAAGCCAAGAGACGUGCCGAAGUCGCAAGGCUGAGGGAGCUGCACACUCUCAAGGGGCAUGUUGAGUCAGUGGUGAAGCUGAAGGGGCUUGACAUUGAGACCAUCCAACAGCAUUACACUGUCUAAGAUACACUCGCCAUAUUGUUACGGAUUUGAUUCACCGAAACGAGUGUAAUAGGAAUGACGUAAGGAAGAGCUAAAAGGAGAUGGUUUCUUUUGC